AAUGAACCACCUCUUGCUUAUUAUCGAUUUCCAAUUAUCGGGCAUACUUGGAGAUUUUUAACAGAUUGUGAGAAGUUAAUUUUAGAAUCUCGAGAAAAGUAUGGAGAGACAUUUUCGUUAUAUGUAUUUGGUCGAGUAAUAACCAUAGCGGGAAAUGUAACAACUCAUGAAAUACUCCAAAAAGAUAAAGAAUUUAGCUUUUUCAAAGCCAGUGAAAAGAACCUCCAGCUAGAUCGCAUAUUUAUUGGUCAAGAUUUAGAUAAAAAUAAUAGAUUAAUAAUAGAUUGUUUCCAAGGAAAAUUAAAACAUUUUAGAAGUAGAUUACAAAAAAAAAUUAUUAAAGCUAUAGAUCUUUAUAUUGGCGAAUGCGUUGAACCGAAGAUUAUUCGUGCCCCAUAUAAAACUACAAUGGAUAUUUUGGCAAUUCCGGUUGCUAACCUCAUUAUUGAUGAUGAUUAUUGUAAUAAUGAGGACAUGUUAGAGGCCAUUAAAACAAUAAUUCAUUCAUUGACUAAAGUUUUUUUCGUGCCACCAAUAUUAUCUUUUAUACAUCCUUGGCUUCAUAAACAAUUUAUUUCAAUUCCAUUUAGACUUGGAUGGAAUCCGAUUUCAAAACAAAGAAAUUUAAUUCUUAGUCGUGUUAAACCGGUCAUCGAAAAGCGUCUUUAUGAUAAAAAGAGAUUAGGUGAUGCCUGGGUUGCACCACUAGAUGUAUUGCAAUACUUAUUAGAUGAUAUAACCCCUGAUUUCAAUCCAGAUAACGUAAAUUAUAAUUAUAUUGUUAAUUCGAUCAUGGGUCUUAUUUUGGCUAUAAUCGACAAUCUGUCUGAUAGUACUUUCCGCGCUUUAUAUGAUUUGGUAGAAAGGAAUCAACGUUAUUGGCAUGAUUUAUGUCAGGAGGCUCGGGAAAUUAAUAAACAAUCUAAUGGGAAUGAUCUUACGUUUGAUGACUUGAAUAAAAUGAUGAAAUUGGAUAGUUUUAUUAAAGAAUCUUUAAGGGUAUCUGCUAGUUUUGUAGUUGGUGUAGAGCACUUAUGUACCUCUAAAUCUUACUAUACGUUUAUAAAUAGAUAUCAAGUCCCAAAUGGUCGUUUAGUGUACAUAAACUUUACUGAUACAAAUCAGAAUGAAGGACUUCAAGGUCAAAAUCCCACAGAAUUCUAUGCAUACCGCCAUCUGGAACGUAAUUCUUCUGCGACAAAACUUGAACUUACUACACCACUUAUCAUGUGA
This is a messenger RNA of Dentiscutata heterogama, 1233 nucleotides long. The record is from the annotation of a GenBank genome assembly. Lineage: Eukaryota; Fungi; Glomeromycota; Glomeromycetes; Diversisporales; Gigasporaceae.